Molecule: messenger RNA, 852 nt
Organism: Perca fluviatilis (European perch)
Lineage: Eukaryota; Metazoa; Chordata; Actinopteri; Perciformes; Percidae
Exons: 6
Coding region: 73-747 (224 amino acids)
Biological process (GO): response to bacterium
Source: RefSeq, a predicted model, not a curated record
CACCUCUGAAGUUGAGAGCAGCCUUCCUGGAGCACAGUUAGACAUCACAGAGCUGUGAUCAUACGCACCACGAUGAAACGGAGCCUGAUAACAGCUUUAAUUCUCUGCAGCUUCAGCUGGAUCUCUGUCUCAGGUUCUGAGUCUCACACUGAGACUGUGGAGGGUCGGCCGGGUGAAGAAGUCACACUCACAUGCUCUAACCCGUCCAGCCGAGACGCUGUAACACUCUGGUUGAGAGUGUUACACAGAACCAAGGCCAGUUUUAUCUCCGCCAUGUUCAGCUCUACAGGAAAACCUUUUUACAGUGAUGGAAUUCAAAAUGGAAGAUUCAACAUGAGUACCAACAUCUCCACUCUCUUUCUCCAAAUCAAACAUGUGGAUGUAUCUGACUCUGGACUGUAUUUAUGUGGAUUUUACAUUGGAGGACCUUUUCAUUUCAGCGCAAUACACUUCAUUGUUAAUGUGAUGAUUCUCAUGAUGACGCUGACAGGAAGUCUGAAAUCUGAUGGAACAGCAAAGCUGAUGAUUUUGAUCCUGGGAGCUCUGACUGUUCUCCUCUUAAUGGUCAUCAUUGGUCUGGUUGUUAAAAUCAUGAAACUACAGAAAGCUGCCAAUGAAGAACAGAAUCCACAACAGCCUGAGAACCGGGCCUCUGAAGAGCUGAACUACGCAGCUGUGGCUUUCCGUCCAAAAACAAGAAAAACAAGAGAAGUGGAGUCCAAUGUUGUGUAUGCUUCUACUAGAUAGACUCAGGAUGAAACCAGAGAAGUGGUUCAGAAUAACACUGAUUCUUUCUCAUAUGACCAUAUGAUAGAGCAUCAGAAUAUGACCAUCACUUUGUCAACAGAAGGA